This is a messenger RNA of Didymodactylos carnosus, 420 nucleotides long. The record is from the annotation of a GenBank genome assembly. NCBI's taxonomy places the organism in Eukaryota, Metazoa, Rotifera, Eurotatoria, Philodinida, Philodinidae.
AUGCUUACGUCAGAUUUAUCAAUAACAUUAGAACUUAAACGGCAAUUGGAUUUUGCACGUUUUGUUAUUGAACAAUCAAAUCAUGCAGAACGUUGUCAGUUCAUUGAGCGGUUAUUACCAAGUUGUAGUGUUGCUCAAAUUGACUUUUUAUGGUCAGUUCUGCAGCAAACAUUGCAUCGAGAUUAUUACUAUUCCGUGAUGAAUAAUUAUCCAAAUUACCACUUCAAACGUAUUAGUACGCCAGUAAGCCGUGUACUAAAGGAAAUUCAUAAACGACCAUAUGAUAGAGACGAAAGUUUUUAUCUUUCAUCUACUAACGAUCUACGUCAAUUUCAAGAAGAAGGUACUAUUCAACCACCACAUUCGUCAUUUGCACAGUCAAUUAAUAGUACUGGUAUAUGCACAAAUAAAGGCAUAUAG